CCCUCCCCUCUGAGAGAGCUCUGCCAAUCAGCUCUCUCCAGACCUCCGGCUGCGAGAGCAACUGCAUCAAGCCUGUGACCCUCCAACCUAACCAAAGUGUUGCAUUCUUCUUUCAUGGUGCUUUGUUCUGCAGCUGCUUACAUUUGUUCUUUGUUGUGGAGAUUUCUUCUUUCAGUCUCUUCUUCAGGAGGUAAAACAAAUGCUCAGUUUGAUUAACGUCUAGUGAUUGCCCUGACAAUCUCAGCUUCAAAAUGGACCCCAAAAAGAAUAAAGUCCUAUCCAAACUUGGAGAUAAAACCAGGCAAUUGUUCAAUGUCAAGGCUGGGAAAAAACACAAAAAGACUCCCCUGAAAUACAGAAGGAGCAUCUCCGUACCAGACUUGUUAAGUGAUAGGUCCAGUCCUUCCCUUUUAGACCCUACUAUUCAGUCUUCAUUUCCAGACUCAUUUGUUGGGCCAGGUCAUUCACUUGGUCCUGGUGAAGCAAAAUGUGAAACUGCCAGCCUAACCGAUAGUAUCACUGUCCCAGAUGCAACUACAGAAACAUCUUUGGAUCAAACUAUUACCACAAAUACAUCAUCAGCCAAGCCUCCGGACCAAAUUACAGCAACAUACACACCAACCUCAGCCAAGGUUACAGACAAUUUGGUACUUUCAAACACACCACCUACCAUCAUAUGUUCUGCAUCAGAGAGGCCAGCAUUUAUCAAUGUAUCAGGCACAAAGGAUAAAACAGAUAAACGGAUGGAGGAAAAGGAAAGAAACACCACAUGGUACAUAGAGGACAGUGAGUCAGCUUGUAGUACACCAUCUGAGGACCGCUCAUAUUGCUUCUGGCCUCCUGACCAUGACCUUGCAGGGUCAGAGCCUAUUACACCAAGAUCCACAGAGAUGUUUAUUAUCGGAUCAGCCGAGGACAAGAAUGAAGGUUCGAAUGAGACCAAUGACUAUGACACCAGUUUCUCAGGAAGAGAAAUGAAAAGCUCCGGAGUGAGUAGUGAACCCCAGGCUACUGCAGCAGGUCAGAAGCUCCAUUAUCUCCUCACCAUCAACUUAAAGGAGGGAAGGAACCUGGCCAUCAAAGACCGCUCUGGUACCAGUGACCCAUAUGUCAAAUUCAAAAUCGAUGCCAAGACAGUCUACAAAAGCAAGGUUGUGUACAAGAACCUGAAUCCUGUAUGGAAUGAGUGUUUCUCCAUCCUCAUCAGAGACCUGGACCAGAAGGUCUAUGCUAAGGUGUAUGACCGGGAUCUAAGAUCUCGGGAUUUUAUGGGUUUAAGCGCCAUCAAUCUCAGUAACUUGGAGAUAGACAAAACAUCUGAGAUAAUCUUGCGUUUGAAAGACCCUGGCAGUCUGGAAGAGGACAUGGGAGUAAUAAUUUUAGACGCCUGUGUGUCCAUCUGUGAGGGGCCCACCAAACGAAAUAAAUGGCAACUUAAGAGGAAAGGAAGCUUCAAUAAGGGUCAGCAUCGAGCAGCUGCCAUGCAGAAAAGCCAAGUGUGGAGUGGAGUAUACACUGUGGUGCUUGUAGAGGGGCAGGACAUGCCCGAAGGUGGACAAGGUGAUAUUUUCGUCCGCUUCAAACUAGCCGAGCAGAGAUUCCGAAGUAAGAAUCUAUGCAUUAAGACCAAUCCACAGUGGAGAGAAAGGUUUGAAUUCAAUCGUUUCGAAGAUGGCCAGCCAGACGUGCUGCUAGUUGAUGUCUGCUGCAAGAAGGGCAGAAAGUGUGAGGAAUGCUGGGGAGUGAUUGAACUUGACCUCUCGCAGCUGCCAGCCAAUACAACACAAACAUACAAUGUGAUUGCAGGCAAAGGUCGGUUGGUGUUUCUGGUCACACUGAACCCCUGUUCUGGAGUCUCCAUCUCUGACCUGGGCUCCACAUCUUUAGACAAUCCAUACACCUAUGAAACCAUCCUGAAGAACUAUAGCCUGAAGAACACGCUGGAUAAUAUAAAAGAUGUUGGCUAUCUCCAGGUCAAGGUUUUACGGGCUACAGACCUUCCAUCUACAGAUCUGAAUGGUAAGAGUGACCCAUUUUGUGUACUGGAACUUGGGAACAGCAAGCUGCAGACUCAAACCAUCUAUAAGACCCUCAAUCCAGAAUGGAGAACAGCUUUUACACUUCCAAUUAAGGACAUUCAUGAUGUGCUAAUGCUGACUGUUUUUGGUGAAGAUGGAGAUAAAGCGCCUGACUUUUUGGGGAAAGUUGCAAUUCCGUUGCUUGCUGUUUCUAAUGGACAACAAAUAACCAGUCUUUUGAAAAAGGACAAUUUGGCAGACGUGUCAAAAGGAAGCAUAACAAUGGAGCUGAAUGUUUUCUACAACCCAGUCAGAGCUGCCUUUCGAACUUUUCAUCCUAAAGAAACUAAGCUUGAGGAGGACAACCCAAAGUUCAAUAAAAAACUGUUAGCACGCAACAUUUACCGUGUGAGGAGGAUCAGCAUGGCCAUUUUGUAUACGCUGCAGUACAUUAAAAGCUGCUUCCAGUGGGAAAGCACUCAGAGGAGCAUCAUUGCCUUCCUGGUCUUUGUAUUGACAGUGUGGCAGUUUGAGCUGUUCAUGUUGCCUCUCUUCCUCCUGCUGCUCAUCGGCUGGAACUAUUUCCACAUUACGCCAGGUGCUGGCAGCCACAGUCAGGACCUGGAAAGCCUCUCUGCUGCAGAGGAAGAAGAUGAAGAUGAAAAGGAAUCAGAGAAAAGAGGCCUGAUGGAGAAAAUCCAUAUGGUUCAAGAAAUUGUGCUCACCGUCCAAAGCGUUCUUGAUGAAAUCGCAUGCAUUGGAGAAAGAGUGAAGAACACUUUUAACUGGUCAGUGCCGUUCAUGUCCUUCCUGGCCUGCUUUGUCCUAUUCAUUGCUACAGCUACACUGUACUACAUCCCUUUGCGCUACAUUGUCUUGUUAUGGGGUGCUAACAAAUUUACAAAGAAGCUUCGUAACCCACAUGCCAUUGAAACCAAUGAAAUACUGGAUUUUCUCAGGAGAGUGCCAUCUGAUGUUCAAAAGGUGCAGUAUACCGAGCUGAGAGCGCCUGGCAUCCAGAGUGCACAGAAGAAGAAGCGCUAGUUCUCAUGAAAGUUGUUCUGGAUGAAAGGGUGAGAAAGUGGUUAAAAGUGGUCCCCUCCCUUCCUGUACAAUCAGGCGGAACCCUCACCCAUCAGACUCUCAAAUGGCAGUGAAUAUGUGUGUGUGUGUGCAAUAGAAUGUUAUGUCACGCAAUGAUUUGCGGACUAGUAUUUUGGGAUGUAAUUAACAACAAGCAAUGGGAUUAAAACACAACAAGCAAUUAAAAAAUAAUUAAGAUAAUACUACUAUAAACAAAAAAAGGUGACACACACUGUCCUGGUGUUAUAUUAUUAUUUUGACGGAAAUGUGUUUUAUUUUUUUAAUAAAGGACAUAAGGUCUUGAUAUAUGCCAUGAUGAAGU
Messenger RNA from Clarias gariepinus (North African catfish), 3423 nucleotides. It is a transcript of the gene mctp2a, whose product is annotated as multiple C2 domains, transmembrane 2a. Gene Ontology annotation, molecular function: calcium ion binding. The record is from RefSeq and is a predicted model, not a curated record. The transcript is spliced from 24 exons. The coding region runs from base 252 to 3062 and encodes 936 amino acids. Gene Ontology annotation, biological process: regulation of neurotransmitter secretion. NCBI's taxonomy places the organism in Eukaryota, Metazoa, Chordata, Actinopteri, Siluriformes, Clariidae. Gene Ontology annotation, cellular component: synaptic vesicle membrane.